Molecule: messenger RNA, 282 nt
Organism: Naegleria fowleri
Lineage: Eukaryota; Heterolobosea; Eutetramitea; Acrasida; Naegleriidae
Exons: 3
Coding region: 1-282 (93 amino acids)
Source: RefSeq, a predicted model, not a curated record
AUGAAUCCACAAUCAAACACCACACAGCAACGUGCAGGUAAUCCAUCAUCGGCUGUACCAUCAUCAUCAUCAACGACACAACAGCCUGAAAUUACAACUCAGACGAUACAAAAUUAUCUUGAUGAAAAUCAACAAUUAAUAUUUGGAAUAUUAGAACGACAAAAACAAGGACAAUUUGAUCAAUGUGAGGCUCUUCAACAAAAACUUCAAAAUAAUUUAAUCAAAUUGGCCACUUUGGCUGACCAACCUAAUCAACCCACAGCGAAGCCUACAAGACCAUAA